AUGAUGUAUGCAAGUACAACUUGUUGGGUUCGUUUACUGGUGCUGUCGUUAGUAAUGAGAGAGAUCACUUCUCGAGUGGAGUUUACCAACAUCAAGUGUAGUCCCGUGGAUAAGAAUUUUGCCGAAUUUGAAUAUUGCACUUUAAAGUCGAUAAAUCGGACGUACAAAUACAUUUCGGAAAAGAUUAAAUUGUACAAAAUUCCACUUACCAAGAUGAAGGUUAAUUUUGGACUGUACAAACGGUUUAGUGGUUACAAGCCUUUUCUAUACAAUCAAACCAUAGAUGGUUGCUAUUUCUUAAACCAUCAAAAGUCCAAUCCUGUUGCUAAGUUUUUUUUCGACAUUAUUAAGGGAAAUACAAACGUGAAUCAUUCUUGUCCUUACAAUCACGAUAUAAUUGCGGAUAAACUUUCCACGGAGGUCGUCAACCAUCAUCUUACGAAAGUGCUUCCCUACCCGGACGGUGAUUACAUGUUGGAGUCACAUUGGGUACUCAAUGACAAACUAUCCGCACUAAUCAGUCUAUUGGUCUCUUUUGUAAUCAUCAACCAAAUCAAGUCACCUGGUCAACUAAUUAAAUUAAGCAUUUGA
This is a messenger RNA of Drosophila takahashii, 591 nucleotides long. RefSeq lists its product as uncharacterized. Lineage: Eukaryota; Metazoa; Arthropoda; Insecta; Diptera; Drosophilidae. The record is from RefSeq and is a predicted model, not a curated record.